This is a messenger RNA of Nylanderia fulva, 1698 nucleotides long. It is a transcript of the gene Sergef, whose product is annotated as secretion regulating guanine nucleotide exchange factor. The record is from RefSeq and is a predicted model, not a curated record. Lineage: Eukaryota; Metazoa; Arthropoda; Insecta; Hymenoptera; Formicidae.
AUGUAUAUAAAUACGUAUGUGUAAAUACAUAAAAGAACAGUGAUAUAUUAAUUUAGAAAGAAACCAUUUAGUAGUAUGCAAUAAACCACGCUGAGAACAUUCGCUUAUUGCGUGAAGAAGAUCCGAUUUAACUUCUUUAAGAUUGAACUUCACGGAUUCCUGCAUUUUGCCACUAUUUUAUUUUUCUAUAUCAUACGUCAUUCACUAGAACAAUAAGCAUUUAAUAUAACGUCUAUCCAGAAGGUAUCAUGAGUAGGUGUGCGUGCUCGUCACUUGUAUAUGUGAAUGCAGAAAAAUCAUAGAACCUCUUCUAUGAAUCACAAGAAUGAAAAUCUAUCGAACAGAGAAAAUCUAUCGAAUAGAGAAAAUAUUGUCCAAUGAUGCCUACAUAUCGUUUGAUUUCAUGGGGUGCAAAUUCCCAUGGUCAAUUAGGACAAGGUAUAUUAUCCGAUGAAUGUAUUUUACCUCAAAAUGUGGAUUUAUCUGAAUGUUCCUUGAGACUGGAAGUUAUAAGGAAAAUUGUUGGCGGUGCCGGACACACUCUGAUUUUAGAUGAAGAUGGUCAGAUAUAUUCUUGCGGAUUAAACGACAAGGGACAAACUGGAAUCGGAAAUAUCGAACAGAGAAACGUUUUAACGUUUCAGAAAAUAUACAGUCUUGAGCAUGAAAUGGUAAUUGAUGUAUGUUGCGGAUGGAAUAGUUCCGCAGCAUUAACAAGAGACGGCGAAUUAUAUGUAUGGGGCUCCAAUCGUUAUGGACAAUUGGGUUUGGAUCAUUCAGUUUUUUCUGCAAUAUCACAACCCCGCAAAAUGUUGAUCGGUGAAAGAAUCAGAUGUGUUUCGAUGGGUCUGCGACAUACCGUUAUCGUGACAGAAAAUUAUGAAGUCUAUGCUUGUGGAGCAAAUAAUAGAGGACAAUUGGGAUUGAUUAAUCCAAAAACUAUGAAGCCUUACAAUCUUCUAAAUAAAUUUACUAAAGUUUCAGGAUUGAUAAUGCAGGGAAGUAUAGAAGAUGUUGCUUGUGGUCAGUAUCAUACUGUUGUUUUAACAAAAGAUCAAAAAGACAUGUACAAUAUAUACGUUUUUGGUGAUAACAAGCAUGGACAAUUGGGAUUCUAUCCUGAAUCUUCAUUUUCAAAGACACGAUUAUGGCAACCUUUAUGUAUCCCACUUUCUGGUGCACAACUCGAUACAUCAAUUCAGAUUCAUGCUGGAUGGAGUCACAUAAAUAUCUUAAGUGAUGGCGUUGUUUUUUCAUGGGGAAGAAAUGAUUAUGGUCAAUUGGGCCAUUUGUUAACAAAUUCACAAAAUGCAAUUUUCAUAGAAAAGGAGCUUCAACAUAUUGAACGUAUUCCUAAAAUCGUUCAACUUUCAGUUGGAUCAGAACAUAAUGUUGCUUUGACUGAUAAUGGCGCGAUACUAUGUUGGGGUUGGAAUGAGCAUGGAAACUGUGGUAAUGGAAACACUGAAAACGUUUUAAAGCCAGAAUUUCUUUCAAUUUCACCCCAUUCUGUUGGUGUCCUUAUUGGUGCUGGCACAGGCCACUCAUUUGCUGUGAUAAAAGAUAUUACCUAGUCGCAAUAUUAAUAUAUUACAAAAAAAUUUAUUCUUUAAUAAUAUUACAAUUAUUAUUAUAAGCAUAAAUAAAAUAUUUUUGUAAAUAUGGGAACAUCAUACAAUAUAAGGCGAUGAUAAGAAA